ACUUAGCACACAGUCUGGUUUUUCCAACAACCAGUUCUCUACAAACACGCAGUGAUCCUUUAACCUCAAGAUAAUGACAAUCUUUCGUUAAAAAUACCACAGUUCGGCAAUACUUAGUGGUGUGAAUUAUGUACGUGAAUGUAAAUACCAUGUGGACGCAUUUAUUUUUAAUUCUUUUGAUAUCCCUCGCAAACGCGCAAAUUUCGCUGGGUCCGAGUAGAAAUCGCGACUCCGUGACCUUACCACCAGACAAUUUGGACGAUUCGAUCACCCAAAUUUUCAACAUUUGCCGCUGUGUCAUCUUUUACCAGUGCGAUGAAGACAAUUUUAUUAUUCCAGAAGACCAACUUCAAGCUACCCACGCUAGACUCCACACAAGUCUGCGAUAUACUCCCCGUUUAAAAUGUUCCAACGAGUUCUACUACUGUUGCAAGAACAAAAACGAAACCCAAAUAAAUUUCGAGUCGUCUACAUCACGACCUCGACCUUUAUCACAGGUGACACACACCCCGGUGGUACUUCCGCCGACCCGGCAACCAACUUCAUUUACCAACUCCAACUGUGGCCAAUCCGGGUACGCUGCGAGCAGUAGACUCAUAGAAAAGUUUCCUUGGGUGGUUGCAGUGUUUCGUAAACGAAGAGCUAAUGAUUAUAGAUUUAUAUGUGGGGGUUCUUUAAUUCACCCCAGGGUUGUGAUGACCGAACAACAGUGCGUUCAUUCAGAUACUGCAGACGAGUAUAGAGUGGUAGUUGGAAAAGAAGUUUUACUGGACAGUUUGAUCGUCCUACCACUCAAAGAAAUAAUUAAACAGGAGUUGUACCCGUCUGAAGGGGUUAACGAUAUUGCGUUGCUAGUUCUGAAAACUCCUGUUUCGAACGCAAGGAUUGUUUGUCUGCCAAAUCCUGAGCAAAAUUUCAGUGGUAGGAGAUGUACUGCGAUUGGUUGGAGUGGGACUACGGGCUCUGGUACUCGAAAAUUAAGGAAAGUUAAUUUGCCCAUCACUGACUCCCAAGAGUGCCAGAAUCUUCUCAGGAAUACCUCUUUAGGGCCGAAUUUCCAGGUACAUCCGUCGUAUAUUUGUGCCGGAGGUGAAGAUGGUGUAGAUACGUGCAAGAAUGAUGGUGGGAGUCCUUUAAUGUGUGAAGAAAAUGGCCGCUAUGUUCAAGCGGGAAUAGUGGCUUGGGGGUUGCGAUGUGGGCAGAAGGACGUGCCAAGUUUAUACACCAAUGUGGCGAAUUUGGUCACCUGGAUUCAGGAAAAACUGAGAGAUUUUUGAAAUUGUUAUAAAUUAAAGUUUACUUUUUUUAACUAA
Messenger RNA from Zophobas morio, 1313 nucleotides. Its product is annotated as phenoloxidase-activating factor 2-like. The coding region runs from base 129 to 1277 and encodes 382 amino acids. Gene Ontology annotation, molecular function: serine-type endopeptidase activity. The record is from RefSeq and is a predicted model, not a curated record. NCBI's taxonomy places the organism in Eukaryota, Metazoa, Arthropoda, Insecta, Coleoptera, Tenebrionidae. Gene Ontology annotation, biological process: proteolysis. The transcript is spliced from 4 exons.